Peromyscus maniculatus bairdii (prairie deer mouse) is the source of this 1173-nucleotide messenger RNA. The record is from RefSeq and is a predicted model, not a curated record. Lineage: Eukaryota; Metazoa; Chordata; Mammalia; Rodentia; Cricetidae.
ACAUGAAGAAGCCAUCCCUUACUGUUGAUUCAGGACCUCAGGGAUUCUCAGAAAUCAAUGCAACUCUCCAUUGCCACGUACAUGGUUCCUUUAAUAUCUUCAUCCUCUGCAGAGAUGGAAAUGCUUCCUUUCCCCAGAACUGUUCACAGCAGGACCACAACACAUUCCUCAUCUCCCCUGUGAGCCUGGAGCACCUGAGGACCUACAGAUGCUUUGGGUCUUACAAACACAAUUCCUACUUGUGGUCACUGCCUAGUGACCCCCUUGAGUUUUCAAUCCCAGGGCCAUCACCCCAGCCUUCCAUCUGGGCAUUUCCAGGAGCUGUGAUUUCCACAGGCAGUGCUGUGACCAUCUUCUGCAGGACUCCUCCAGGAGUGAUCAGAAUGCGUCUAAUCCAUUAUGUACCAGAUGCAAAGUGGUUUGAUCGUACCCCACAGGGAGCCCAGGAGGUGUUUGAAUUCAGUCUGCAGAAUAUGAUACACAGAAAUGCUGGUAUUUAUUACUGUGAACACUCCAAUUUAGGCGAAUCGCCACAAAUUAGUGACAAACUGGAGCUGGUGGUGACAGGUGAGUAACUGCCCAAGCACACUGUCCUUCAGACUCAGUCUCUGAUGCCUACCUCACUGAACCACAUUUGCCCCAUCCCAGGCCCUGCCCUGUGUCUCUGCUCCCAUAUAUGGAUCUCUUCCCUCUCCUCUCAUCUCUUUUUUACCCCCCUCCCCUUCUCUCUUCACCUCUCCUGCCCUCCCCCACUACACUCUUUCUCUUCUCUCAUUUCAUCCUUUCCUUUUCAAUUUCCAUUUUUCUUGGCAGUUUUUGGAGACAGGUUCUCAAGUAUCCCAGUCUGGCCUUGACCUUGCUGUGUAUCCAAACAAAUCUUGUACUUAUGACCCCUCUGCUUCUAGUCUCCUAGUACUGUCAUGAUAGACCUGGACAAUGACACCAUUCAUAUGGUGAUGAUUAUAGACCCCCGGGCAUUGUGUAUAUUAGGCAAGAAUUUGACCAACUAAGAUUCAUCCCCAGACCCUUCCAUUUUGAUUUGUGACCCUCCCUCUAUGCUGACCUUGUUCUAGGUUCCUUUCAGAACAGUACUUAUAUCUCCUAAAGGAUGGAGUUCAUGGGCAUUGACAGCAGCCUUCUGUAUAUACAUAGACAUUCUCUAUGGUCCUGGUU